AUGGUUUACUCGGAGAAGCCCAACUGGGAUUACCGGGCAGAGGUACAAGCCUUCAGCCACCGGCUGCGUGAGAACUUUUCACUGGACCUCCUCAGGACCGCGUUUGUUAAUUCUUGUUAUAUUGAAAGCGAAGAGGCGAGACGCCGAGAACUUGGGAUAGACAAAGAAACGGUUGCUCUUCAUCUAGAGGACAACAGUAAACUCGCCGAACGAGGGAUGUCUUUUUCACGUUCCUACCUGACGCGGUGCUUUGAAGGUGCCUACCCGGCUUUACCCGCGAAGGGCGUAGAGGCGCUUGUUGAUUUUCUGACCGGUCAGGAGCUCGUUUCUCACGUGGCUCGGAACCUGGCUGUCCAGGACCUGACGCUUUGCAGAGAGUUCCCCGUCCCGCCACGCGUGCUGCAGAGGACGUUCUUUGCUGUAAUCGGAGCCUUGCUCGGUAGCAGCGGGCCUGAGAGAACGGGGGUCUUUGUCAGGGAUUUUUUUAUUCCCCAACUGAUUGGAAAAGACCUGUUUGAGAUCUGGGAAGUUGUAAAUCCUAUGGGCUUACUAGUGGAAGAACUGACCAAGAGGAAUAUCCCUUCUCCAGAACCAAGAAUUACCAGGCAGCUGGGAGUCAGCACGGUUCUGCCACUGUACUUUGUCGGGUUGUACUGCGAUAAGAAGAUUAUAGCUGAAGGUCCUGGUGAAACGCUGCUUGCUGCAGAGGAAGAAGCUGCCCGCGUGGCACUGCGGAAGCUGUAUGGGUAUACAGAGAACAGGAGACCUUGGGAUUACUCGAAAUCCAAAGAAGGAUCCACGGCUGAAAAGGCUAUCGGCAGUAACUAGGUGAUAAAAGGCAUUUCGGGUUUCUCUUAAGAAUUAAUGGCUCCCGUGCUGAAUAUAGAUGUAUUUAGGAAACCAAAAUUCAGUUUGGUUUCCUGAUCUUCAGUGCUCGAAACUUUCAAAUCAAAUACGGUAUUAAAAUAAAUAAAAGUCUCUCUCCCUUUGCAC
Messenger RNA from Pygoscelis adeliae (Adelie penguin), 993 nucleotides. RefSeq names its product mitochondrial ribosomal protein L44 (gene MRPL44). The record is from RefSeq and is a predicted model, not a curated record. Gene Ontology annotation, biological process: primary miRNA processing; regulation of gene expression; rRNA processing. Gene Ontology annotation, cellular component: nucleus. Gene Ontology annotation, molecular function: double-stranded RNA binding; ribonuclease III activity. Bases 1 to 828 code for a protein of 275 amino acids. Lineage: Eukaryota; Metazoa; Chordata; Aves; Sphenisciformes; Spheniscidae. The transcript is spliced from 4 exons.